Molecule: messenger RNA, 456 nt
Organism: Lingula anatina
Lineage: Eukaryota; Metazoa; Brachiopoda; Lingulata; Lingulida; Lingulidae
Product: basic phospholipase A2 PA-12C-like
Biological process (GO): phospholipid metabolic process; lipid catabolic process; arachidonate secretion
Molecular function (GO): phospholipid binding; calcium ion binding
Source: RefSeq, a predicted model, not a curated record
CACAGCUAACCCUCAGAAACGAAACCUGGUGCAAUUCAGAAAUAUGAUUAAUAAUGCAAACAUGCGUCCUUCACUGGAUUACAACAACUACGGAUGCUGGUGUGGCAAAGGAGGACAGGGACAGCGUCGACGGAUUGGACAGGUGCUGCCAGACACAUGAUUACUGUUAUGAUCGUGCAAUAAGAGCCGGCUGCAGCACUUAUAUUUGGCAUAUUUAUACAUACACGCAGAAUGGACUGUCUAUUACUUGUGAUUCAAGCAAGAAUGAUAUUUGCAACCAAACGGUCUGCAACUGUGACAAAGCGGCGGUCCAGUGCUUUGCCAGAAACACAUACCAUUCAAACUUCAAAGAUUAUGACAAAAGCAAGUGCUAGGCCGACAAAACACCAUAAUUUUAUAAUUUAAAAGGAGCUUUCUAGUAAUUUAGAGGACAACAUGUCUUCACUGGAGCCGACA